Messenger RNA from Aspergillus glaucus CBS 516.65, 1321 nucleotides. RefSeq lists its product as uncharacterized. The record is from RefSeq and is a predicted model, not a curated record. Bases 108 to 1316 code for a protein of 402 amino acids. Gene Ontology annotation, molecular function: ATP binding; tyrosine-tRNA ligase activity. NCBI's taxonomy places the organism in Eukaryota, Fungi, Ascomycota, Eurotiomycetes, Eurotiales, Aspergillaceae. The transcript has 10 exons. Gene Ontology annotation, biological process: tyrosyl-tRNA aminoacylation.
CAGUCAUCUGCCAUCGCAGUAUUGCGUGAGAAAAUUAAUUACAUCCCCAAUUUGAAAAGAACAGAGCGACACGACUUUCUAUUAUUAACCACAUUCAAUCAUCUACCAUGGCUACCAAGGAGGCUAAGUUGGAGCUCCUCCGGGAGAAUUUGGCCGAAGUGCUCAAUCCGGAAAUCAUCGAUGAGGUUCUGGAUAAGGGCGAGACCCUGCGGAUUUACUGGGGAACCGCCCCGACGGGCAAGCCUCAUUGCGGAUACUUCGCCCCUAUUAUGAAAAUCGCCCAGUUCCUGCAAGCAGGAUGCAACGUCAAGAUCCUCCUGGCCGAUGUUCACGCCUUCCUGGAUAACCUCAAGGCCCCCAUUGAGCUGGUUGAAUAUCGGGCCAAGUACUACCGCUACUGCAUCAUGGCUCUGAUGCGGGCUGUAAAUGUGCCCAUUGAGAAGUUGGAGUUUGUUUUGGGUAGUUCCUACCAGAUGUCGGCGAAAUACACAAUGGACGUUUACCGGUUGGCUUCGCUUGUGACGGAACAUGACGCCAAAAAGGCUGGUGCCGAGGUUGUCAAACAAAGCCAGAACGCACCUAUCAGCGGACUUAUGUACCCGCUUUUGCAAGCACUUGAUGAGGAGGCAUUGGAUGUCCACGCUCAGUUUGGUGGUGCUGACCAGAGAAAGAUUUUCGCACUUGCUAUGGAAACCCUCCCCAAACUCGGCUACAAAACUCGUGCUCAUAUCAUGAAUAAAAUGGUCCCAGGCCUGGCUGGUGGUAAAAUGUCUGCCAGCGACCCUAACUCUAAGAUUGACCUUCUCGACACGCCUGACGUCUCCGCGCGUAAGAUCAAGAAGGCCAAUGCUCCCCCGAAGGUGGUAGAGGAAAACGGUCUCCUUGCCUUUGUGGAGAACGUGCUUCUUCCAGCUAGCUCGCUGCUUGAUGGUGAGCGGUCGUUCAAGGUUGACCGGGAGGGCGCAGAGCCGCUUGUGUACGGGGACAUCGAGAGUUUGAGGAAGGACUAUGUUGAUGAUGUGCUUACUCCUCAAUUGCUCAAACCCGCCGUCAACCUCGCGCUCCGCCGCCUCCUCGACCCUAUCCAGAAUGAAUUCAACUCUUCUUCCGAGUGGCAAGAGAUUGAAAAGAAGGCCUACCCUGCGGACGCUCCCAAGGAGAAGAAGCAAAAGACCAAGAAGGACAAGGGCAGCAAGUACCCCGGCGCUGCCAAGGCCGAAGAGCAGGCUGAGCAGGGCAAGGAGCCGUCCCAGGCUACGGCUUCGGAUGUGGGCAAGAGUGCCAGCGAGGCGAUGGAUAAGUUGUCUGUUCAGUAAGCGGG